AAUCAGAGGAAAAAACCAGGUGCUCCAAUGGCUGCUGGCCAGCCCUCCUUCUCUUCAUCACCUUUAUUUCUCCAUCCCAAUCAGUUUACCAUUCUUUAACGUAAUAGGCUGUGCUACUUGUCCCAUAUAUGAUAUUAACCCCUUUUCAUGGAAUCCAUUCAAAUCAGUAUAUCCUCUGUUUUAUCCUGGAUUCCCUUACUCAUCAGUGCUACUACUACUACUCCUCCUCCCAAACCCCAAACCUAUCUUUUCCUUGUCUAAAAUUUUCUAUGGAAAAUAGUGCAAUCACUUUCUCUCAAACCAAGCACCUUAUAUUAUCAAAUUGAAAAGAAAAGAAAAAAAAAGUAUGGGAGAAGAAAGACAUGUCGUGUUCGGGAAAUAUGAGAUGGGGAGGCUGUUGGGUAAAGGGACCUUCGCAAAGGUAUACUACGGUAAAGAAAUGGCAACCGGUGAAAGUGUGGCGAUCAAGGUAAUAAAGAAGGACCAGGUUAAGAGAGAAGGGAUGAUGGACCAGAUCCAAAGAGAGAUCUCGGUUAUGCGUAUGGUCCGUCACCCGAACGUGGUGGAGCUCCGAGAAGUCAUGGCUACCAAGACUAAGAUCUUCUUCGUCAUGGAGUACGUCCGCGGUGGCGAGCUCUUUGCUAAAGUCGCCAGAGGCAAGCUCAGGGAGGAUCUCGCCCGUCGUUACUUUCAGCAGUUGAUUUCCGCCGUCGAUUUCUGCCACAGCAGGGGUGUCUCCCACCGAGAUUUGAAGCCGGAGAAUCUCCUCCUCGAUGACAACGGCGACCUCAAGAUCUCCGAUUUCGGGCUCUCCGCCUUGCCGGAGCAGCUCCGAAAUGACGGACUCCUUCACACCCAGUGUGGGACGCCUGCUUACGUGGCACCCGAGGUGAUCCGGAAGAAGGGAUACGACGGCCCCAAGGCCGAUAUUUGGUCCUGUGGAGUAAUCCUCUUCGUUCUUCUCGCUGGGUUUCUUCCGUUUCAAGACGAGAACAUCAUGAAAAUGUAUCGGAAAAUUUUCAGAGGCGAGUUCGAAUGCCCGCCGUGGUUAUCAGCCGAGUCCAAGCGGUUAAUCUGUAAGUUGCUGGUACCCGACCCGGAUAGGAGAAUCACGAUUCCGGGCAUCAUGCGAGUCCCCUGGUUCCACAGAGGGUUUUCGAGACCGGUUGCGUUUUCGUCAACCCCAGCAGAGUCCCCUGGCCCUGUUUCUGAAGAAGAUUGGAAAACGACGUCGUCGUCGUCGCCCAAGUUCUUCAACGCGUUCGAGUUCAUCUCAUCGAUGUCAUCGGGCUUUGAUCUGUCGAGCUUGUUCGAAAGCCAGAGGAAAACAGGGUCCAUGUUCACGUCCAAGUGUUCGGCGACUGCAAUAAUGGCGAAGCUUGAGGCCGUGGCAAAAGGGUUGAGCUUUAAGGUGGCGAAAGUGAAAGAUUUCCAGAUAAGGUUGCAGGGAGCUUCGGAGGGAAGAAAAGGUAAGCUCUCGGUGACAGCCGAGGUGUUCGAAGUGGCGCCGGAGGUCUCCGUCGUGGAGUUCUCCAAAUCGGCCGGCGACACCUUGGAGUACGCCAAGUUUUGUGAUGAAGACGUUAGACCGGCGUUGAAAGAUAUUGUUUGGACAUGGCAAGGUGACCACGUCGACAAAGAAUAUAAAAACCAAGUUAUAACUAUAUAAUUAUAAUAAUAUUACGAGAACUACUCACUCUAAUUAUCAUCAUUUUUUUUUUCUUCUAUCUUAAUGGUAAAUAUGGGUUGUGUAUAGUUUUGCAAUUAGCAUGUUAAAGUCAUACAUAGUUUUGAGCUGUUUGGCUUUCUUUUUCUUUUUUAAUGCAAAAGUGAUAUUUUCUUGUAAUUUUUUGUAGUACUAAAACUAAAAGCAGUAUGGUAAUAGAAGCCCGGGACGAACAAGUUUUCUAA
Humulus lupulus (European hop) is the source of this 1911-nucleotide messenger RNA. RefSeq names its product CBL-interacting serine/threonine-protein kinase 25-like. The coding region runs from base 347 to 1669 and encodes 440 amino acids. The record is from RefSeq and is a predicted model, not a curated record. Lineage: Eukaryota; Viridiplantae; Streptophyta; Magnoliopsida; Rosales; Cannabaceae. The transcript has a single exon. Gene Ontology annotation, molecular function: protein kinase activity; ATP binding. Gene Ontology annotation, biological process: signal transduction; protein phosphorylation.